UCAGAUUAGCAAUGCUGAGGUGCGCCACGAUGGAUGAGUUACUCAUGCUUAAUAGUUUACGCUGGGCAGGCCAUGUACUUUGUAUGUCAGAGGAUCGUCUGCAUUACAGGGCUUUCUUCGCCCAGCCCUGGGCUGAGAGGUGGACAGCGUAUGACUUAGCGAAAAAGUAUCAGGGCACUAACCACGGAACUCAGUGGGGUUGACGACCGCUGCUUCCCCGAAUGGGGAUCUUGGUUGUUACCGGAUUAAGUAACACUUGCAAACUGUCCCAGAUAGAAACCGUGGGGUAAGACAGAUCCAUGGUCAGUGAUCGUGACAGAUAUGGCUGUAUCACGUAGCCAAUGGUGAGCCUGCUUCAAAACUAUCUCCUCCACUGCAUAGCUCUCGCUGUCUGCCAUACUGGACAAGCAGAAGCAUUUAGCGUAAAUGAACUGACUGAGCCAUCAUAUUCAAUACGUGACUCAUUUUCCUAUUCUCUUCAUCUUCGGCGAAGAAAAGGAGUCUGCGCUGAAGGCCACGUGGUCAACUUUGAGACCAUUGGAUGUGAUGUAGACUUGGCGUACUGCUCUUGUUAGUUUCCUGAAACUGCCGCGGAGAAGCCAUUUUGGUAUACCUCUAAGAUAUCUUGAGAUGUGUACUGUACGUUCCUGUCAAGCGUAUUCCAUUAGUCAUUAGCCUGCUGGCCUUAACUACUGAGACUUGUCUCUAGUCUCAAGCUCAUUGCGUAAAAUCCCAUGUACACUUCUUCCACCUAUUUUACAGACGCUUUCCAUUAAUCGCCUCAUAGUUUGACCCUCCGUGAGAUGAAGUAUCGUGAUCGUUACGUGUUUUACAAGGAUAGACCAGAAUGGGCUGAUGUCGUACCGGUUCCACAAGACGAGGGCGAGCGAAACGUAGUACGAAUAGCUUACUCUCCACAGUUUGUUGAUGCACACGACUAUAUGCGUGCGGUACUACUCAAGGAUGAGCGGAGUGAACGUGCGUUGGAGAUCACUGGCACUGUUUUACUUCUCAAUCCCGCCAACUUUACCGUAUGGGAGUACCGACGACGGAUUCUCAUCUCAUUACAGGUGGAUCUUGUAGAGGAGUUGCAGCUUACCGGAAAACUAAUUGACGAGCAUUCGAAAAACUAUCAGUUGGCGGAACAAUCAGACAAGAUUUCAGCAGACGAGAAACCACUGAAUCGCCAGUCCAUUGGUCAAGAGGAGCUUGAUUUCACCGAUACUGUCAUCUCAGAUGACUCGAAAAACUAUCAUGCGUGGCAGUACCGUCGCUGGGUCGUCACUUAUUUCGGAAUGCCGUCUGCAGGAGAACUGCAGUACACUAACAGACUUAUCCAGGAGGACAUGUACAACAACUCCGCUUGGAACCAUCGUUUCGUAGUCGUCACAAAGGACGAAGGACUCACACCGCCUGUGCUGCAGCGGGAAAUAGACUAUGUUCAAAGAAUUAUUCGUGCAGCGCCCAAUAACGAAAGCUCUUGGAAUUAUUUGUACGGCCUGCUGGUCCCCUCCCCUUGUGUGGUCGCUUCUGGUUCCUCCUAUUCCAAAAACAACAAAUCUUCUCCACGUCCUGACUUGGUUGGGUUCAACACAGCCAGCGAAGUGGUUGACGAGACUGUGCGAUCGACGUCUCCUGUAGAGAAACCAGAUUCGAACCCCCGAAUGACGAAACUCGUUAUUCGAUCGCCCUCGGCCGCUAAUCUCAGAGCGAUGCGCAAAUUUGCUGAGGAGUUGGCUGCCGCUGACGCAGUGGCUGCAAAUAGCGUGGCGUUGCUCGGCUUUUUGGUUGAGGUCUAUGCAGACUGUAUACAGGCGCGCGUAGAGGAAAAAACUCGGAAUGGGUACGCUCAACUUAAUUCGGACUUGGCCUCCGGUGAAGCCUCGAGCAACUUCGCAAAACAACUGCCGGAUUACGAUGUCGUGGAGGAGUGCAGUCAGGAAUCAGUUACGAGUCUGGUUGAUUUGGCUGUCUCAACUUGUGAGCGAUUGGCUACUGAACUAGACCGAAUUCGAGCAAACUACUGGCGUUAUCGAUCGCGUCAAAUUCAGGCCAUGACAGUUUAAACCAAAACCGACCGUCUACGAUUUUUUGUUGUGAUCACCGAUUUGAUUGUGAAUGCCCGUAACAUUCACUUGAAACUUUCUCCUUUUGCCACUAAUUUUUGUCGAAUGCCAUGCAGAUGCAAUAAAGCGUUUUUAUUUGUGAAAA
Opisthorchis viverrini is the source of this 2211-nucleotide messenger RNA. RefSeq lists its product as hypothetical. The coding region runs from base 804 to 2066 and encodes 420 amino acids. Gene Ontology annotation, cellular component: CAAX-protein geranylgeranyltransferase complex; cytoplasm; protein farnesyltransferase complex. Gene Ontology annotation, biological process: protein farnesylation; protein geranylgeranylation. The transcript has 4 exons. The record is from RefSeq and is a predicted model, not a curated record. Gene Ontology annotation, molecular function: protein farnesyltransferase activity; CAAX-protein geranylgeranyltransferase activity. NCBI's taxonomy places the organism in Eukaryota, Metazoa, Platyhelminthes, Trematoda, Opisthorchiida, Opisthorchiidae.